AUGUCUUUGAAACAGCUCCUUGGCACUAAAAAAGUCUUUUCGGCUGAGGAUGACUAUGUUCAAUUGUAUAAUGUAGAACCAUCAGCCAAUAUUUCAAUCUCAGAUAUGAUCGAAUUCGCUUAUCUUCGUAGCCAAGUUCAUCAAGAGAUCAAUGAUCUCGAAAAUGGAAUUGAAAAAAGAGAUCAAUUUGAGAAAAUUAUGAUUAAAUACGGUAUUCCGAUAAAAAGACCACGCGAUGGCGUCUUCAAUCCAUCAAAUUCAGUUAUACCUAAUUUCGAAUGUGGCCAAAUUACCAAACAAUUUCUUGAUGAAAUGUCAUUUUACGCUUUCAUGGUCAUUUCUCUUCGUACUGAUGAAACACAGCACAAAUUUGUUAAAGUUGAAUCAGAGAUCUUUAAAGCAAGAAUUCGCUAUGCAUUAGAUCAACACGCAAAGCUUCACGAAGAAGAUGGACAACCAUUUAAGUUCCCUCAAGAGCUUCUUGAAAUACCUCAUCCGAAAUUAAAUCUUGACCAACACUAUAACAGAAAGACAAAGAUGUACACAAUUCCAUUUGAGCUAGUUUUUGAAUUUAUUAAUGUUUAUACCUGCAGACUUUCAGAUGGUUUCGUCGAAGUUAGUCCAAAAGAAUUAGAUUCGUUCUUUACAAAACUUUAUCAGAUAUAUCUUGAAAAGAGGAUUGCACGUUACAGAGCAGCUAAAAUACAUUCUUCAGAUCUUACAAAGAUUGCUAUUUCUUUAUUUGAUGAACGUGCAGGCAGUUUUGUUGCCAAAAGUCGUCAGAACUUCUCUCGUGUUACACUCCAAGAUAUGGAUGCUGUUAUUCGCUCAUUCCCACCAUGCAUGAGAUCAAUGUAUGAUGCUCUAAAGAAGAAUCACAAAUUAUUCCAUUCCGGAAGAUUGCAAUUUGGCCUUUACUUGAAAGGAAUCGGUCUUACAAUGGAUGAAUCCCUCAAAUUCUGGAGAUCAGAGUUUACCAAAGCAAUUUCUCUUGAUGAUUUCGAAAAACAUUACGCUUACAACAUUAGACACACAUACGGUAAAGAAGGCGCAGGAAAGAACUUAAGCGCUUAUUCAUGUGCAGGUAUCCUUAGACAGCCUGCACCAGCAUCAGGACAAACACACGGAUGUCCAUUCAAGAUGAUGCAAAUGCCUCAACUUGAAGCUUUGAUCAAGGAAAUCAAUCCAGAAAUUGCAGGAAAGUACAUGGCAGAAAUCAAUGCCAAAGCAAGAGAAAAUCCAGGCUCUGCUUGCGCUAUUCUAUUUAACUCACUCCAUCCAGAUCAUGAACUCGAUGAAACAGGUGUUUUCCAUCCAAAUGUUUAUUUCAACGAAAGUGAAGAUAGAUUCAUAGAAAAAGAAAAGAAACAAUAA
Trichomonas vaginalis G3 is the source of this 1374-nucleotide messenger RNA. Its product is annotated as DNA primase protein. Bases 1 to 1374 code for a protein of 457 amino acids. Gene Ontology annotation, biological process: DNA replication, synthesis of primer. Gene Ontology annotation, cellular component: alpha DNA polymerase:primase complex. Lineage: Eukaryota; Parabasalia; Trichomonadida; Trichomonadidae. The transcript has a single exon. The record is from RefSeq and is a predicted model, not a curated record.